UUCUGGUCACUCUGCCAUGGAUGCUAGCACGCGCACGCGAUACACCAAGGAAACGAACGACUGUGUUUACCGGCAAUAAACACGCCAGAAAAUCGAUCAGAGUAGUCCUGUCCUCGCGCAAGUGACCCGUCUCCACCCAGUUUCCACAAUGAAGAUUGAAGAGGUAAAAAGCACGGUGAAAACCCAGCGCAUUGCCGCCCACAGCCACGUGAAGGGGCUCGGGCUGGACGAGAAUGGGGUGCCGCUCCAGAUGGCGGCCGGGCUGGUCGGGCAGAAGGACGCCCGCGAAGCGGCCGGCGUCGUGGUCGAUCUGAUCAAGUCGAAGAAAAUGUCCGGCCGCGCGCUGCUGCUGGCCGGGCCGCCCGGCACGGGCAAAACGGCCAUCGCCCUAGCGAUUGCCCAGGAGCUCGGCAACAAGGUGCCGUUCUGUCCGAUGGUCGGCUCGGAAGUGUUUAGCAGCGAAAUCAAAAAGACCGAAGUGCUGAUGGAAAACUUCCGCCGCUCGAUCGGGCUGCGCAUCCGCGAAACGAAGGAGGUGUACGAAGGCGAGGUGACCGAGCUGACGCCGGUCGAGACGGAGAACCCGAUGGGCGGGUACGGCAAAACGAUCAGCAACGUGGUGAUCGGGCUGAAGACGGCCAAGGGCACCAAGCAGCUCAAGCUCGACCCCAGCAUCUACGAGACGCUGCAGCGCGAAAAGGUCGAGGUCGGUGACGUCAUCUACAUCGAGGCAAACAGUGGCGCGGUGAAGCGCCAGGGCCGCAGCGACAACUUUGCCACCGAGUUCGAUCUCGAGACGGAGGAGUACGUGCCGCUGCCGAAGGGUGAGGUGCACAAGAAGAAGGAGGUGGUGCAGGACGUGACGCUGCACGAUCUGGACGCGGCGAACGCCCGACCCCAGGGCGGCCAGGAUGUGCUGUCGAUCGUGGGCCAGAUGAUGAAGCCGAAAAAGACGGAAAUCACGGACAAGCUGCGCACGGAGAUUAACAAAAUCGUGAACAAAUACAUCGACCAGGGCAUUGCCGAGCUGGUGCCGGGCGUGCUGUUCAUCGACGAGGUGCACAUGCUCGAUCUGGAGUGCUUCACCUAUUUGCACAAAUCGCUCGAAUCGGCCAUCGCACCGAUUGUCAUUUUUGCCACCAACCGCGGCCGCUGCGUGAUCCGCGGCACGGACGAUAUCAUCUCCCCGCACGGCAUUCCGCUCGAUCUGCUGGAUCGGUUGCUGAUCGUGCGCACCGCCCCGUACAACACGAGCGAAAUGGAACAGAUCAUACGGCUGCGGGCCCAGACGGAGGGGCUGAACGUGGAGGACGCUGCCAUCCAGGCGCUGAGCGAGAUCGGGUCCAACACGACGCUGCGGUACGCGGUGCAGCUGCUGACGCCGGCCAACCAGACGAGCAAGGUGAAUGGGCGCACGCAGAUCACCAAGGACGACAUAAUGGACGUACAUUCCCUGUUUUUGGACGCGAAGCGGUCGGCCAAGUUCUUGCAGGAAGAAAACACCAAGUACAUGAUGUAAAGCGCACCUUUUCUUAUUCAUCGACUCUAAUCGAGCCCCUUUAUGAAGAUUAUUAAUUGUAAAACUUCGGACAGGAAAUAAAACAACCAAGCGUUCCGUACAGUACUUAAA
Molecule: messenger RNA, 1630 nt
Organism: Anopheles arabiensis
Lineage: Eukaryota; Metazoa; Arthropoda; Insecta; Diptera; Culicidae
Gene: pont
Product: ruvB-like helicase 1
Exons: 1
Coding region: 149-1519 (456 amino acids)
Biological process (GO): box C/D snoRNP assembly; regulation of transcription by RNA polymerase II; chromatin remodeling
Cellular component (GO): Swr1 complex; NuA4 histone acetyltransferase complex; R2TP complex
Molecular function (GO): ATP hydrolysis activity; ATP binding; DNA helicase activity
Source: RefSeq, a predicted model, not a curated record